UUUGCAGCCUAUAUAUAAAUAUUAUAAUAAGGAUUUUAUCUUAAUAAUUUCAUUUGCUCCAAACACAUUUGCUCCAGUAUAAAAAAAUAAAAAUGAAUGAUGAAGAAAGAGGCGGCAAUCGUUUUAAAAGUUGGAAGCACAAGGGCAGAGAUCAGGAGUCGAUGCGGCGUCAGCGUAAUGAAAUGUCAGUCGAGCUACGAAAGCAAAAAAGGGAUGACAGAUUAUUAAAACGCAGAAAUGUACCAAUUAUUGAUGAAUUUGAUGAAUCUGAUUCUGAUCCAAGACCGUCAACUUCAAAAUUGGAGGAAAUUGUUGCCAAUGCUACUAGUGAUGAUAUUGGUACUCAGUUAACUGCGGUCCAGCAAGCCAGGAAAUUACUAUCUAGUGAUCGAAAUCCACCAAUUGAUGACUUGAUAAAAUCAGGUAUAUUACCAAUACUCGUGGGAUGUCUGAAAAAAGCUGAUAAUCCGUCAUUGCAAUUUGAAGCUGCGUGGGCUCUAACUAACAUUGCGUCAGGAACGUCAACACAAACACAGGCAGUCGUUGAUGCAGGUGCUGUGCCUCUCUUUCUUCAACUGCUCAGAUCAGACCAUCAAAAUGUUUGUGAACAAGCUGUUUGGGCUCUCGGGAACAUAAUAGGUGACGGACCUAAAUUACGAGAUGAAGUCAUAGAUCUUGGUGUUGUUGCACCUUUGUUGGAAUUCAUCAAUCCAGAGAUACCGAUCAGUUUCCUGAGAAAUGUUACCUGGGUUAUUGUCAACCUCUGUCGAAAUAAAGAUCCUCCUCCUCCCAUGGCUACCAUCGAAGCACUUUUACCUGCUCUUUGUGAGUUGAUACAUCACCCAGACAAUAAUAUUCUUGUGGAUACAGUGUGGGCCCUUUCUUACCUAACGGAUGGAGGAAAUGAACAGAUACAGAUGGUGAUUGAUUCUGCAGUUGUUCCAUUCCUCGUUCCUCUGCUCAGCCACCAGGAAGUUAAAGUACAGACUGCUGCACUUAGAGCUGUUGGAAACAUUGUCACUGGUACUGAUGACCAAACUCAGGUUGUCUUAAAUUGUGGUGUACUCGAACAUUUCCCAGCAUUGCUAUCUCAUCAUAAGGAAAAAAUCAACAAGGAAGCGGUCUGGUUCUUGUCUAACAUCACAGCUGGUAAUCAAACUCAAGUAGAAUCUGUGAUACAAGCUGGUCUCAUACCACAAGUUAUAAUGCAUUUAAACAAGAGUGAUUUCCAAACACAAAAGGAAGCAGCUUGGGCCAUCAGCAACUUAACUAUAUCUGGAAACAAAGAUCAAGUGGCACAUGUUGUUCGCCAAGGUGUCAUUCCACCAUUUUGUAACCUGCUGACUGCUAAGGAUAAUCAGGUCGUUCAAGUGGUCUUGGAUGGAAUUAUCAACAUAUUGAAAAUGGCAGGUGAAGAUGACGCUGUUGCUACUCUGAUUGAGGAAUGUGGAGGUUUAGACAAGAUUGAGGCACUUCAGAAUCAUGAGAAUGGAGAUAUUUACAAGCUGGCGUACGAGAUCAUAGAUCAGUUCUUUUCUGGAGACAUUGAAGAAGACAUUGCCCCAGAUAGCACACAGGGAUUCCAGUUUGACCCAUCUGUUAAGCUUCCACCUGAUGGAGAAUUCAAGUUCUGAGAGAGAGUGUCAUGUUGUCCCGCCCGCCCCGUCCUAUUCUCUUCCUGCACUACCUACCCCUCUGGAGUGCUCGUUUGAUGAUGAAGAUGAUGCUUGCUGCCUGUCACAUCACCCUAGUACAAAGCAGUCAACCAGCUGUUUUGGACAACUGUCUGUCCCACCUCCCCCUCGUGUGUGAUGGUGCGUGCGAAGUGAACGUGAUGAUGCGUAUGUGAUGAUCAUAAAUAAGCGUGCUGUGUGAGUGCGUAUGAAUGAUACAGACCUUUUUCUGUAUCGUGUGCCUGCGUAACAUGAGUGAUACGAGACUACUGACUCGACUAAUUUGAUCUUCUUCUUACUGUUGAGUGCUACUUUUCAAAUUUUGACUAUAUUGAACCGCAGAAAUAUUCAAAACUAGUGCUGUAUAUCUGCUGAGUGAUUGUCAUUCUCUGGAACAAACAACACAGGAUUUAAUUGGUGCAAAAUAUUCUCAAGCUUAUCGAGUGAAAGACUUGUUGAAAUUAGAUUUACCGAACAUUAUUGUAUUUUAAUGGCGUAAAAUGUAAAAUAUUUUGCUUUUAACCGUUUGUGUUUUUUUUGUUUUUUUUUUAACUUUACAACAAUCAAUUGAGAAUGCUAAUGAGUAUGUUAUUUCAAUCAAGGUACCCUAAAAGGUUGAUUUAGUAAUUUACUUUCUCUAGGUUCAUUUUUCAUCACACUAAGAUUGUGGGUUAGUUUGCUAUAUGGCAGCGAGAUAAGGAAAAAAUAUUGAAUUUCUUUUUAGUUUUGGCCUGACUUAUAAUUUUAUGGGGUUCAUUGAGUAUAUGGAUAGAAAAUGGGAUGGUCUGACUUAUAACGUCUUGGCAAAAAAUGCAUGAUGUCCUUGAAUGACUGUUAGAGAAGUGAUUCAUGUGCAAAUUUUGUAUUGUAUUUUCUCCCAUUGAUUACAAAGAUAUCUAUGAAAAUCAAUAUAAAUUUCUAUUAUUUCGUCGGACAUAGGAGGUCAUAUAUGGACUUCAAAUUGUCUAGUAUUAUUUUGUGCCUAUUUGUGCAUUAUAAAAUUUUUUUUUUCAAGUGCAUAAAUAAAAUUCGACAAAGGCGGUCUCUUUGGCCUGACGUUCUCAAAGCUGUGUACCGAAUCUGCAUAAUUGUUUGUAGUUUUACACCAGUGUGCCACCUAACUAAAUCUGUACCAAUGAUUGAUGUGCUAAUGUCACAGCAACCUCUUGUUAGAAAUGUUAUUUUAUUUUUUGCAUUUACCCACUUUGUACAUUUAUUAUUUAUUAGUGAUGCCCAAUUUAAACUGACCAUAUGAUUUCAUCAACAAACAUAAGAUGUUUACAAUGUGAGUAUGUUGAUGCAAAGUCUUGUUGUUUUAGUUCUCCUUGGAUUGGCAGUACAUGCAACUUUUCACCAAUUACCAAGUAAUGUUGUUUUUAUUAUUUUAUUAGUAUAUACCCACCUAUUGGUUAUAUAUUAUUCCUAGCCCGAUCACAUCAUGUUGCCUCCAAAUGCAACCUGUUCUAAACUUAUAGACGAAAUAAAUGAAAGCUAGUUGCCAUGAAAAGUUUGUUGCUGUACUGGACGUGUGUUUU
Styela clava is the source of this 3208-nucleotide messenger RNA. Its product is annotated as importin subunit alpha-3-like. Gene Ontology annotation, biological process: protein import into nucleus. Gene Ontology annotation, molecular function: nuclear import signal receptor activity; protein binding. Gene Ontology annotation, cellular component: cytoplasm. Lineage: Eukaryota; Metazoa; Chordata; Ascidiacea; Stolidobranchia; Styelidae. The record is from RefSeq and is a predicted model, not a curated record.